Molecule: messenger RNA, 720 nt
Organism: Beta vulgaris subsp. vulgaris (sugar beet)
Lineage: Eukaryota; Viridiplantae; Streptophyta; Magnoliopsida; Caryophyllales; Amaranthaceae
Product: leucine-rich repeat extensin-like protein 3
Exons: 1
Coding region: 1-720 (239 amino acids)
Source: RefSeq, a predicted model, not a curated record
AUGGCUUUAUCCACUAAGGGCCAGCAACCUCAAAUGACGACUAUUGCAAGUCCACCUGAUGCGCAGUCUCCUUCGCCUACAAAAGUCUUUAGUCUUGCAAUAUUUUUUCUGAACAUUUUCCAAAGUUCACCACCACCAACCCCAACGGUGGUCUCCCAUCCGCCGCCACCAUCGAUACCACCACCAUCAGCUUCGACCUUCGAUACAGUUCAACCACCUCCAUUACCAUUAGAGGUUGCCCGCCCACCUAUAAACGAUACUGGUUCACCCAUCACACCGUCACCAGAGAAUGAGGUUCCAACUCCAGGGUUGCAGGUUAGUCGUCCACCGCCAGAACCUACAGCCAAUAUUGGUGCACCCAUGUUUAAACCCGAUCCCAACACACCAUCACCACAGAAUGAGGUUCCAAUUCCAGGGUUGGAUAGCCGUCCCCCACCAGAGCCCAUUAGGGCUGGUGUCCCAGUAUUUGCACCAGCACCUCCCACCUUUGAACCGCCUCCACAGCCACCAAACGAUGAAGUUCAACCACCAUCUUUUAUACUCCGGUCCCCGCCUACGCCUUCCACGGCUCCCAUGAUCUUUACGUCCCCUGCCCCUUCACCUCCAACAGGUACUUUUCAACCAGACGAUGAUUAUUUCCUUGUUCCAGCUAUAACAGCCGAAACCACACCACCAUCACUAGAGGAGGAGGAUUAUUUCUCACCACCAUCAGAAAACUAG